GGCGCACGGCCGGAGGAGGGUCCCUUGCGCUCGCUGCCGCUGCCCGGGGGUCGGAGGAGGAGCGCGGGUCGGGACCGGCGCCAGGCAAAUUGUGGGUGACUUCGCUGCCGGCCCUGCGGGAUCCCGGGGCGGGGAAGCCGCAGCCCCUCCAGUCUGCUCCCGCUCCUGCUCCUGCCCUUGCUCCGGCUCGACCCGGGAAACCCCGCGGGGACUGGCGUCCCGCAUCCCGCUGACCCGAGGCGGCCACCUGUGCCCGGCGCGGUGACUCCUCUUCUCCCAUGACCCUGCGGUGCCUGGAGCCCUCCGGGAAUGGCGCGGAUGGGACGCGGGGCCAGUGGGGCAGCGCGGGCGCGACGGAGGAGCCGCCCCCCGAGACCGCGCGCCUGGCCAAGGCCCUGCGGGAACUCGGGCAAACAGGUUGGUACUGGGGGAGUAUGACUGUUAACGAAGCCAAAGAGAAAUUAAAAGAGGCGCGAGAAGGAACGUUCUUGAUUAGAGAUAGCUCGCACUCAGACUACCUACUAACAAUCUCUGUUAAAACGUCAGCUGGGCCCACUAACCUGCGCAUCGAAUACCAGGAUGGCAAGUUCAGAUUGGACUCAAUCAUUUGUGUCAAGUCCAAGCUUAAGCAGUUUGACAGUGUGGUUCAUCUGAUCGACUACUAUGUUCAGAUGUGCAAGGAUAAGCGGACAGGCCCUGAGGCCCCCCGGAACGGCACGGUUCACCUUUACUUGACCAAACCACUCUACAAAUCCGCGCCACCGCUGCAGCAUCUCUGUAGACUGACCGUUAACAAGUGUACCAGCGCCAUCUGGGGCCUGCCUUUGCCCACCAGACUCAAAGAUUACUUGGAAGAGUAUAAAUUCCAGGUAUAAGUGUUUCUCUUUUUCUAAACCUGCCUCAUGGAGGGGGGUCUCUCUUGGAAUGCAGCUAUGUAAAAGAGAACCCAAUCUCUCGGAGAGGAGUGACUGCUUUGAAUAACGACAAGCAAUUUUAAGAACAGCUGAAGUUAAUCUAAUCUUAACCUGUGACUAGAUAGGUAGUUAAUGUCCCUUCUUUACCCUGGCCCCCACACCUCUCCUCCCCAAUUUUGUCACCUCUGUGAUGCUUCCUUUCCUCAGCCUGACCCAACACCAGUUGACCCUUUUUAAAUUAAAAAAGAAA
Molecule: messenger RNA, 1164 nt
Organism: Suncus etruscus (white-toothed pygmy shrew)
Lineage: Eukaryota; Metazoa; Chordata; Mammalia; Eulipotyphla; Soricidae
Gene: SOCS2
Product: suppressor of cytokine signaling 2
Exons: 3
Coding region: 279-875 (198 amino acids)
Biological process (GO): intracellular signal transduction; phosphatidylinositol phosphate biosynthetic process
Cellular component (GO): phosphatidylinositol 3-kinase complex
Molecular function (GO): 1-phosphatidylinositol-3-kinase regulator activity
Source: RefSeq, a predicted model, not a curated record